GUGAGAGGAGGGGUCAGGAGGAGUAGCAGCGCGGACGUAAACUCGACGUCACGGUUUAUUUAUGUCCGCGGGCCAAUCGGAUCCCUCCUGGGCCCCGCCGUCAUGACGUAAUGCGAUCUACUCCAGAAUAGCGCGCGGCGGCGGCGGCGGCGCUGAGCUCGUCUUUUCUCCGGGAUUCUGGCGCCGGUGCUCGGGCGGUAAUGUCUCAGUGUUCGGUGCGGGCUGAGAGAGCCUGACGCCCGGGUGGAGGAGGCGGCAGCAUGUCGGCGCUGCGGGAGAACCACAGCUACGGUCUGUCCAGCGGGGAACUGAGCCGCGGGGGGAACGUCUCCGUUUUUCACGUCAAACUCACUGACAGCGCGGCCAAAGCCAUCGGCUCCUUCCAGACCGGAAAGGGCUGGCCUUCACAUCCCACUAUCUGUUUUAAUGGAAACCAAGGGAGGAUCUCUAUCCCGUGCUCGGAGAAUAGAGAUGACGUCAGGACGUUCACCUUCGGCGUGACGAACGUCGCCCGUGACAAUCCUAAUGGAAGCUUUGACUGUGUCCAACAGCUCAGCACAGGUGCUGCCAAAGAGCUGUCUUGUCUCGGGGUGAUUCAGAAGAAGAUGACAGUCAACGCCACAGAUGACUCGUACGAUAAGGCUCGUCAGAGCAUGGCCCAGGCUGAGGAGGAGACACGCAGCCGAGGGGCCAUCGUCAUCAAACAGGGGGGGCGCUUCCAGGGCAAGAAGGUAACGGUGCGAGCCCCGGCGCCUGCGCUGGCCAGCCUGACCAAGCCCAGGCCGUCAUCCCAGACCUACCUCAGCAACAUCAAGAGAGUGGGCGGAGGCGUGUCCAAGCUGAAGAAGGGUGCCUGUGUGUCGAACCGGAGGAGCAUGGGCGAUGUGCAGGAGAGGCCGCUCAGGGAGAGGCUGACACACUUGCUGGCUCUGAGGCCGUACAAGAGGCCUGAGCUAAUCCUGAGGCUGCAGAAAGACGGAUUCUCCGCAGAGGACAAAGACAUGCUGGACUCCGUAGUGAUGGAGGUCGGACAACUCAGCAGUAGAGACAACACGUUUGUGCUGAGGGAGAGUCUGUACAAGGACCUGCGGAAGGACUGGCCAGGCUACAGCCCAGGAGACCAGCAGCUUCUUAAAAGGAUCCUUGUCAGGAGGCUCUUUCAGCCACAGCAGAACCUCCUCACUGCCCCUGAGGCCCAGGUCAGCCCCCUGCGAGACACCCCCAACUCCUCCCCAGCACACCGUCCAAAACCUUCCCUGCCAGAGGAAUACACCGACCCUCUGGCCAACAAGAAGCCCAGGAUCUCCCACCUGUCCAGCAAAACACCCAGUGACAAGUCCAGAUUGAGGACUUCUGAACAAGUGUCUCACAAAGACGGUGCAGGGGCGAAGGCGGCUGACGGGAAAAAGAACUCGCUUGACCCUCGGAAGCUGUUUGACUCCCUGUCAGUCGCCUGUCAGCAGGAAGACGAGGUGGCUAAAAGGCUCGAGCCGUCUCCCUGUGCUCAGGAGGAGGCGGAGAGCCCAGGAGACCUCCCCCUUCCCGACUCUGACCGCCCGCCGUCCCCUCUGGUAGUGCCUGAUCUGAGCAGACACACAACAAAAAGGAAGAAGAGCAAACACAAACACAGAGACAAGACGAGCGCAACAGGCCUGGUCAAGGAGAAGAAGAGGUGUAGGGGAGCGAAAGAAAGGAGAAAAGAUCACAGUUCAGACGACCCAAGCAAAGUCCUGCUGGAUUGCUCAGAACCAAGUGAAAUUAUGUUCGACUCUCCUGAGCUUCAAGUGGACGGUGACUCAGCAGAUUAUUUAUCGACGUACGCAGUGAUUGGCAACCACGACCAGAGGCAGAGCCACAAAGAGGACUUCAACAAGGAGUACAAUGAGUACAGAGAUUUACACGCUCGCAUCGACGGCGUCACCCGGCAGUUCAUGGAGUUGGACACACAGCGUAAACAGCUUCACCAGGAAUCACACAAAUACAAGACGGUUCAUAAUCAAAUUGUUCAAGAGUAUCGCAAAAUCAAGAAGUCCAACCCAAACUACAACCAGGACAAGCUCCGCUGUGAAUAUCUACACAACAAACUGGCCCACAUCAAGAAGCUCAUAUCGGAGUACGACAAACACCAGCUCAGCGUGGACCACUCCUGUCCCAAAUGAAGCCCCCCCCGACUCUGAGACGAGUACAGCAAACACACCGCAAGGCGACGGAGGUUCACGCCGCUGAGCUGAACGCCAUCGAGCUGGAUUGGAUGGCGGCGGCUGAGUCUACUCUCUUCUCUUGAGACCUGCUGCAGAUGCCGGCGGAGUCGUGUGGGAAGAGCGGCAGCGGAGCGUUGGGUGGAAGCAGCUCUCUAACAUGAGCUCUUUACUGAGAAGAUGAGACGUGAUCUUUGAAAAGCUGUGAGCUGCUGCUUCUGUGACAUGAUACUGCCGAGGCCCUGAGCAACAACUGCUGAAGCUCUGAAAGCUGAAACUUAGCUCUUAUUCUAUAAAACAGUUACAUGUGGAGAGAAGGUGCUAAUCUUCCAACACACCUGUAGAUCCCCGUCACACAUUUGAGUUGUUUAGUGAGUGAAAUGUAAACAUCUAAAAUGGGUAUUUGCUUCUGUGUUCUGUCAGCCCUCAAUCAAUGUUCACAUUUAACGCUGGAAGCAUGAGACAACCGCUCGCUGUACAGACCCAGACAGCUCGUUACCCCAGUGGGCGGAGAAAAGAUGGCGGCAGGGAUGCAGACGUGCACAACCUGAGAAGAGGUCUGGUGAACUGAGACUUGAUCAGUGUUGCUGUCGGCUCUCCUCAGUUCAUGACUCCUGAAAGUGGUUCUGUCUGGGCUUCAUAGUAUUCCACUGCUCUUUUACUUCAUGUCAUUAUUUUUCUGGAACACACGAGACUGUUAUGAUGAUCAUUGUGUGAACUGUAUUCAGGGAAUUUACAGUGUGAGCGGCGGUAAAAGUAGGAUGAUUUAAAGACAUGUCUUGAUGUGGAGUAUUCAAAGUUGCAGCGUUAUUGUUACUGUGGGCUACUCUGGGCUAUUUUUGCAUGCUAUGUACUUCCUGCAGAAUGCACGAGGAAUAAAUCUGAGGUUUUGUCCAACUUUUAAAUAAAGUAAUUUGUUAAUGA
Molecule: messenger RNA, 3122 nt
Organism: Hippoglossus stenolepis (Pacific halibut)
Lineage: Eukaryota; Metazoa; Chordata; Actinopteri; Pleuronectiformes; Pleuronectidae
Product: RNA polymerase II elongation factor ELL
Exons: 11
Coding region: 261-2159 (632 amino acids)
Biological process (GO): snRNA transcription by RNA polymerase II; positive regulation of transcription elongation by RNA polymerase II; transcription elongation by RNA polymerase II
Cellular component (GO): transcription elongation factor complex
Molecular function (GO): cis-regulatory region sequence-specific DNA binding
Source: RefSeq, a predicted model, not a curated record